Molecule: messenger RNA, 2476 nt
Organism: Oncorhynchus tshawytscha (Chinook salmon)
Lineage: Eukaryota; Metazoa; Chordata; Actinopteri; Salmoniformes; Salmonidae
Product: 6-phosphofructo-2-kinase/fructose-2,6-bisphosphatase 2
Exons: 16
Coding region: 366-1979 (537 amino acids)
Biological process (GO): fructose 2,6-bisphosphate metabolic process; fructose metabolic process
Cellular component (GO): cytosol
Molecular function (GO): fructose-2,6-bisphosphate 2-phosphatase activity; ATP binding; 6-phosphofructo-2-kinase activity
Source: RefSeq, a predicted model, not a curated record
GAUUCGUUUCCUGCGGACGCCGGGAGGAGCCAAACAUUAAGAGGAUGAGCAACACCUCGGAGCGGACUGAUUAAAUACUCUACUGAAUCAAAAGUGACUCACCAACGAGAUAGCUACAUUUGUGUGGACUCGUCUAUCGUCAUUUUGAGAGAUGAUGAUGACCUCACUCAGCUAGUGACCUGACCUCCCAGUCCCAGAGCGUCCUCAACCAGGCAACCCAGCCGUGACAGAACCAGUCAUUGGACAGCACAAUAGUAUUAUAUAUAUGCCAUUUAGCAGACGCUUUUAUCCAAAGCCACUCAUCUGUGCAUACAUUUUACGUAUGGGUGGUCCCACAGUGACAGUGUUCAAUUUCUACUAGCAUCAUGGCUGCCAGCCAGCAGAAAGGCACUGCAGUGCUGGAAACCUCAACAGAGGGAAAGCGAACAGAGCUCAGGGCCAAUGAAGUACAGAAGAAAUGCUCAUGGGCCUCUUAUAUGACCAACUCCCCCACUGUGAUUGUCAUGAUUGGUCUUCCUGCCAGAGGGAAAACCUACAUGUCCAAGAAGCUAACCCGCUACCUCAACUGGAUAGGAGUGCCAACCAAGGUGUUCAACCUGGGGGUCUACAGGCGAGAGGCUGUAAAAGCCUACAAAUCCUAUGACUUCUUCAGACAUGACAACGAGGAGGCCAUGGAAAUCAGGAAGCGGUGUGCUCUGGUAGCUCUGCGGGAUGUCAAAGCUUAUCUGACUGAGGGGGGCCAGAUCGCUGUCUUUGAUGCCACAAACACCACCCGAGAGAGGAGAGAAUUAAUCCUUAGUUUUGCAAAGGAACAUGCUUACAAGGUGUUUUUUGUGGAGUCAUUGUGCGACGACCCUGAUGUCAUUGCUGCUAAUGUUAUGAAUGUGAAGGUAUCCAGUCCAGACUACCCAGAGAGACACAGAGAGAGUGUGAUGGAGGACUUCCUGAAGAGAAUAGAAUGUUAUAAAGUCACGUACCAACCAUUAGACCCAGAUGAAAAUGACAGGGACCUGUCCUUCAUCCAGGUCAUCAAUGUGGGCCGGAGCUUCCUGGUCAACAGGGUGCAGGACUACAUCCAGAGCAAGAUCGUGUACUACCUCAUGAACAUCCACGUGCACUCUCACUCUAUCUACCUGUGUCGGCAUGGAGAGAGCGACCACAACGUGGAGGGACGCAUCGGGGGUGACGCAAUGCUGUCUGUUGAAGGGAAAAAGUUUGCUGGAGCGCUUAAGGGUUUUGUGGAGGAGCAUGGUCUGUCAGACCUAAAGGUGUGGACCAGCCAGCUGAGACGGACCAUCCAGACUGCUGAGGAGCUUGGGGUGCCCUACGAGCAGUGGAAGAUACUCAACGAGAUCGAUGCAGGUGUGUGUGAGGAGAUGACCUAUGAUAUAAUCGAGAAAACCUACCCUGAGGAGUUUUCCUUGAGAGACCAGGACAAGUACCACUACCGCUACCCAGGGGGAGAGUCCUACCAGGACCUAGUGCAGAGGUUAGAGCCGGUCAUCAUGGAACUGGAGAGACAAGGCAACGUGCUGGUCAUCUGCCACCAGGCUGUCAUGCGAUGCCUGCUCGCUUACUUCCUGGAUAAGAGUGCAGAUGACCUGCCCUACUUGAAGUGUCCCCUCCACACGGUUCUAAAGCUCACCCCUGUGGCUUAUGGCUGCAAAGUGGACAUGUUUGACCUGAAAGUGAAGGCUGUGAACACUCACCGGGAUAGGCCAUUAGAUAAAGUCCGUAAUGACGUCGUUCCUGCCACAUUCCUACGGAGGAACAGUUUCACCCCGCUGUCCAGUCACGACCAGGUGAAGCGACCGCGCCUCUACAGCGCUGGCAACCUACCUCAAUCUCGACGUCCCCUGGCCCCCUUUCUACCCAACAUGCAGUCCUUUGAGGACCCUGAGGGAGCAGAGUUGGCACAAAGCCAAGAGUAUCUCAACUGCUUCAGCCCAGGAGAUGCAGAAGAUGCUGUCCACAGUUGAAGAGGACUGAGAAGGGUGUCUCCACUCCCCCACAUUUUCGCUGCCAUCAGAUCUGGGUUCAAAUACAAUUUAGAAAUCUUGUUAAAUACCUUUAGUGUUUGCUUUAGCUUGCCUGGAGUGCCAGGUGGGUAGUGUUUGCUUUAGCUUGCCUGGAGUGCCAGGUGGGUAGUGUUUGCACUUUGGGGACUUUUCCGAUGAUUCCAUUACAAUAGGCAAGCGCUAUAAAGCACAGCUAAAUAAUGUUUUAUUAUUUCAAAUAGUAUUUGAACCCAGGUAACCUCUGUCUGCUCAGGCUUGCUUCAUACCAUGCCAGCCUUACCAAUUUGAUUGUCAAGCAGGAGUUCAAGCACACUGUCUUAGCAGCAAAUUAGGUAUGGAAUGUGGUUGUUGUAGUGGCCAGAAUUUGUUCUACAGUUCCAUUUCUGUUGCCAUCUGUUAGAUAGAUGGUGUGUGUGGGUGAAGAGCGAUAUGAUUUGAGACAAACAUGACCUUGCGCA